Molecule: messenger RNA, 3514 nt
Organism: Rhododendron vialii
Lineage: Eukaryota; Viridiplantae; Streptophyta; Magnoliopsida; Ericales; Ericaceae
Product: leucine-rich repeat receptor-like serine/threonine-protein kinase SKM1
Exons: 4
Coding region: 388-3294 (968 amino acids)
Biological process (GO): protein phosphorylation
Molecular function (GO): protein binding; ATP binding; protein kinase activity
Source: RefSeq, a predicted model, not a curated record
AAAUUCAUCUUCCCUAACCCUACACUCCUCUCUCUCUCUCUCUCUCUCUCUCUCUCUCUCUCUCUCUCUCACUUCACUGCCUCACCUCAUCUUCUUAUCUCUUCUUCCUUCUUCUCUUUUUAGCCCAAGGUUUUGUUCUGUUGUGUAACAAACCAUUCACCAUUAUUGAGAAUUCGAAAGCCCUAAUCAUGAUAUUUUGGUACGUUCCAUAACAUAUUCCGCAAACGGGAAGAAUUUUUUGCUGGGUCAAUGAUUUUGUGAUGUAAAACUUGAUAUCCAAGUCAGCUUACGCUAACUUCCGGUUUCUGUCAUACUUGAGCUGUGCUCGUGGUGGCUAUUGGAGUUUGUUCACAAACUGAUGAAAUAGACAACGUUCUUUAGUUGAAGAUGGCGAAAAAUGGAGCUGGAGAACGCGAAGUGUUACUCGUGUUCAUGUUCUUGUUACUCUGCUCAUGCUGCACUGGGGAUGAAUAUGACCUCCUGUUAUCGAUCAAAAACUCGAUGAACGAUCCGUUAAAUCAGUCUCUCUCCAGCUGGAACCUUUCUCUCUCUUAUUGCAAAUGGAAAGGCAUCGCUUGCGACAACUCCUCUCACGUCGCGAAAAUUGAGCUCUCGGGAAACAACUUGUCUGGGAAAAUCCCGGAAUCUUUUUUCCAUUUCCCCUAUAUCGAAACUAUCGAUCUUUCCAAUAAUCAGCUAUCCGGUGGAAUCCCAAGCAAUAUUUCUUCUUGUCUAUCGCUGCGUCAUCUCAAUCUCAGCAACAAUAAUUUCACCGGACCGCUGCCAAGAGGCUCGAUUCCGCAGCUUCAAGCGUUGGAUCUCUCCAACAACAUGCUCUCGGGUCAAAUUCCAGACGAAAUCGGAUUCUUUUCGGGUCUUGAAUUUCUUGAUCUCGGAGGGAACGAUUUGGUUGGGAAAAUUCCAAAGUCCAUAUCAAACAUGACAGGUUUGCAAAUCUUGACUUUGUCUUCAAAUCAAUUAAUUAGAGAAAUUCCCCAAGAGUUGGGCCUUUUGAAGAGCUUGACAUGGAUUUACCUGGGGUACAACAAUCUCUCAGGUGGAAUUCCGGCGGAAAUCGGAGAACUAACUUCAUUGAAUCACCUUGAUCUUGUUUCCAACAAUCUCACCGGUGAGAUUCCGUCCUCGUUCGGGAAUCUCACCAGUCUUCGGUAUCUUUUCCUUUACUUGAACAAGCUCACUGGUCCUGUGCCACGGUCCAUUUUCGGUCUCCAAAAUUUAGUCUCCCUUGAUUUGAGCGACAAUUUUCUGUCCGGCGAAAUCCCGGAACUCAUAAUCCAAUUGCAAAACUUGGAAGUUCUCCAUCUCUUUUCGAACAAUUUCACCGGGAAAAUCCCGAAUUCCGUAGCUUCCUUGCCCCGUCUCCAAGUCCUUCAGUUAUGGUCCAACGAGUUUUCGGGCGAAAUACCGAAAAAUCUUGGACGUGACAACAACCUCACUGUCUUGGACCUUUCCACGAAUACCCUCGUCGGUAAAAUCCCCGACACGCUUUGUAAUUCCGGCUGCCUUUAUAAGCUCAUACUCUUUUCCAAUUCCCUCACCGGCGAAAUUCCGAAUAGCUUGAGUCGCUGUAGCAGCUUAAGGCGGAUACGGCUUCAGAACAACAGGCUCUCUGGCGAGUUACCGCAUGGAUUUACAAAACUUUCCCUUGUUUACUUUCUUGAUUUGUCAAACAACCAUCUUUCUGGCACGAUCGGCGGAACACGGGGAUGGGAAAUGCCAGAGCUCCAAAUGCUGAAUUUUGCAAGGAACGGAUUCUCCGGCGCUUUGCCGGCAUCUUUCGGGAGCGGAGUGAUAGAGAACUUGGACUUGUCGACGAAUGGUUUAAGCGGUGAAAUUCCGGCCAGUUUCGGGAAUUUUUCGGAGCUAAUGGAGUUGAAGCUAAGCGAGAACAAACUUUCAGGUGAAAUCCCAGACGGGUUAUCUUUAUGUGAAAAGCUGGUGAGUUUGAAUCUGAGUCACAAUCAACUCAGUGGCCGAAUUCCCACGAGUCUCACUCAAAUGCCGGUUCUAGGCCAGCUCGAUUUAUCGGUUAACCAAUUUAGCGGCGAAAUCCCGAAAAGCUUAGGAGAAGUGGAAUCUCUCAUUCAGGUAAAUAUCUCGCACAAUCAUUUCCACGGGAAUUUACCGUCCACCGGAGCAUUUCUGGCGAUAAAUUCGAGCGCAGUUGCCGGGAACCGCCUCUGCGGGGGUGACUCAACCGCAGGUUUGCCGCCAUGCAAGGGGGAUAAACUGCAAGUCUGGUUGUUAAUCGUGACGUGUCUUCUCGUCGCAUUAGCAGCUCUCGUGGUUUCAUCGUUAAUCCUUGUUUUCGUGAGAAGACGGAACGAUAAUUUCGAGACGAGAGGGAACAAUGAGGUGGAUGGGGUAUGGGAAUUGGAAUUCUUCGAUUCCAAGGCCUCUAAGGAAAUAAAGAUAAUCGACGUUGUGGAGUCGAUGAGGGACGAAAACGUAAUUUCAAGGGGGAUAGCAAGAGGAGGUGUUUUGUACAAAGGCAAGUCGGGUGUGAGUGAGUUUGAGUUUGUAAUGAAGGAAGUGAGUGGAAUCGACUCACUUCCGACCGGGUUUUGGACCGAGUUGGGGAAGUUAAAGCAUCCGAAUAUCGAAAAGGUUAUCGGAGUGAUGAGGUCGAAAAAUUGUGGGUUUUGGGUGUCCGAGUUUGUUGAAGGGCAGAGUGUGAGUGAGGUUUUUAGGGGUAUGAGUUGGGAUAGACGGCGAAAGGUCGCGCUUGGAAUCGCGAAAGCUCUUUGUUACUUGCACUGUAAGAGUAUGGGGAGUUCGGUGGGAUGUGAGCUUUCGCCGGAGAAGAUUAUUGUCGACGGAAAAGAUGAGCCUCGCCUGAGAUUGAGAUCUCCGGGGAGGACAUGUACGGAUGCUAAGACCUUCGUUUCUUCUCCCUAUGUUGCUCCAGAAACUAGAGAAGCCAAAGACACCACCGAGAAGAGCGAUAUCUACGUAUUCGGCCUCAUCUUGAUCGAGUUACUGACCGGAAAAACUCCGGCUGACACCGAAUUCGGCUUGCAAGAGAGCAUCGUUGAGUGGGCCCGAUAUUGCUACUCGGAUUGCCAUCUCGACACCUGGGUGGAUCCGACCGUCAAGGGAACCACGUUGUCGAACCAUCAAAACGAGAUCGUUGAGACCAUGAGUCUAGCUCUCCACUGCACCGCCGAUGAUCCGAUGGCCAGACCUUGCGCUAGCGACCUGGUGAAAACCCUAGAGUCCGUUAUCAGACCGACUUACUGCGUUUUCGGCCUCAACUGUUCUUCUACCAUCUAGUUUUGUGUUUGAGUUCUUUUUUAUCUUAGAUCACAUAAUUUUUGUUCAGCCGUAUCUUCUUUUUGGUUUUUUUUUUUUUGUUUAAAUAUAAGGUAUUUAUUGAGUGUUGCUCAAAUAUUUUGUUCACUGUUAUGAUGGACAUGACACUAGUGAGUGUAGAAGUGUAGAUAGAAUGGAAAAUAUUGCCAUGGAAUAUAGUUGCUUGAUAUUUAAAUUAAAA